UACGUAGUUUAUCCUGAUUCAGCCCCAUCACCGGUGCCUAAUAUUAUCUUGCGAUGGCCCCAUGAGUAUUAAAUCUGCCCGCACCCCCUGAUAAGAUAAAUUUUUUUGUUUUGGCUUCUUGGCUCCGGUUCCGCUUCCCCAUCAUCAGCAAACACCAAACACCUACCUUUGUAUACAACAUGGGUGUUAAACCCUUCCUGCUAUCGUCCCUUCUAUGGGCCGCUAGCACCACCACCGCCACAGCAGCAUCGCCAUCAACAACGCAAAAUGCCAACCACAUCUUCAACUCCAUCCACUCCUCCAUGCGACAAUGGGGCUCCUCCCUCCAACACAACGGCAUGUCAUUAUUCCUUGCCUCCGUUCCCGCCGGCACGCAGUUCUACCACGGUACCUCGAUCCCCGACCCCAUCAACGGCACGGAGUGGCUUGCCUUCGAGCCGGAACAUGCAAUGGUGUUCGCGAGGGCGCACAUGGGACCCCGUCCGGGUGGAGACGACGAUGAUAAGAAGAGGAAGGAGUUGAGGAAGCGCGAUGAAGAAACAGAGGAAGAGAAAAGUUCGGGCUGGUUACAUACCUAUGUCGCUGCUAAGGAUCUGCGACUGCUUUACGCCGAUGGCAUGUCAGCUGGAAAGACACGUAACGGGACGCUUGACUUCGAGGAUCGGGUCCUGUUCCGGGAUGAAGUAGGCGAAAAAGAGAUGAUGGGGGAUCGCGAACGGGCGAACAUGUUCUGUCGCAUGGCGAAAGAGGAAUGGGAUGAUCGGGUGGAUGGCUUGUUGCGCAUGGAGGCUGGGUUUGAGAUCAUCCUGUGUGAUUUUGCUAGGGAUUUGAAGGAGGUCAGGGUGACGCAGACGAAGCCGAGUUUCUCGUUUGGGGGACCCGGCGGCGGUGGAAAUGAUGACAAGAAGAAGAAGGGGGGUCCUGGAACCAAUGGAGGUGGAGCAUUGUGGUUCAAAGCGAUUGCUGCGCGGUAUGAUGGCAUUGGGGGUAACCGGGUGACGCUGAACUAUGACAACUUCGUGUCGGCGUAUACGUAUGGGCUGGACCUGUUCCAUUCGGUCAAUGAGACUUUCACGCUGCCCCGGUUGACGCAGUUUACGUCGCAGCAGCUGGUCCCUAUCAGGGAAGCGCUAAAUGAGCUGGUGCUGCAACAUGAGGCCAAGGAGGCUACCUUCAACUGGCAGACUGUCACGGAUAUGGUGGUGGAGCGGUACGCGCAUGACAUCCGCUACUUUGCAUCGGGCCAGCUGUCGACGGUGGAGGAGAUCCACACGAAGAUAGAGAAGGUGCUGGGUCCGUUUGUUGACUACGGGGAUCGCGAUGGAGAAGAAGAGGCUGAGCGCUGCUCCAUGCAGUUCAUUCCAGGCGGGGCGUUCGAUGGUGAUGGCGAUGCUGGGGUGGCGGCGACGGCCGUGCAUGCAGUCACUCGCAGGAUAUGUGAGACGAUGGUCCAGGGCUGGCAGGAGACGGACUACAACACGCUGAUUGGGCUUUUCCAGGAUCUGAUGGAGUACCUGGCCUGGACGACGUGGAAGCAAUGCAGCGGAUGCGCCGACCACGAGAUCUGCGUGGUGCCCAUCUGGCCGAUGGGAACUGUAGAAGACUACAAUCAUCCGCAGUGUCACGAUGCAACGAAGCCCGAAAGCGAAGGUCAGAGCUAUUGGGGUGGCCGGCCUGGUGGCCCUGGAGGUCAUCGUCCUCCGUCUUCUGAUUCUUCGUCGUCGGCCGGAUGGAUUCCGAGCUUAGUCUCGUUCCUGCGAUCAUUCCUGGGAGUCGCUCUGGGAUUGCAUUUCUAAUGUGGGACAAAGAGGGAUAAGAAUUUUCCACGCUUAUUAUUUUUGAUUUUUUCAUACCUUCAUCUAAUUUGAACUUGAUUUGACAUCUUACAUAUGAACUUGAAUUUCGGGCAGAGGAAACUCCGCUCAGGGGUGCCCUGCAAAACCAACAUUUGCCUUAGCAAAUAGAAACUGCGUGUAAGAAGAAAAAGAAGCGGAACAGAAAAA
Messenger RNA from Aspergillus eucalypticola CBS 122712, 2003 nucleotides. RefSeq lists its product as uncharacterized. NCBI's taxonomy places the organism in Eukaryota, Fungi, Ascomycota, Eurotiomycetes, Eurotiales, Aspergillaceae. The record is from RefSeq and is a predicted model, not a curated record. The transcript has a single exon. The coding region runs from base 180 to 1796 and encodes 538 amino acids.